Molecule: messenger RNA, 4728 nt
Organism: Elephantulus edwardii (Cape elephant shrew)
Lineage: Eukaryota; Metazoa; Chordata; Mammalia; Macroscelidea; Macroscelididae
Gene: MEGF6
Product: multiple EGF-like-domains 6
Exons: 37
Coding region: 1-4728 (1575 amino acids)
Molecular function (GO): protein binding; calcium ion binding
Source: RefSeq, a predicted model, not a curated record
AUGACUUUCCGCCCGGAGGCCAGGACACCUGGACGAGCGGCGGGGCGCGCGGUGGCCCUGACCCUGGUGUUGCUGCUGCCCGCGCUGCCUGCCGACGCCCCGCCGCGCCUGCCCCAGCUGCAGCUCAGCAUGCCCCACGUGUGUGCAGAGCGGGAGAUGACCCUGGUGGCCCGCCACCAGCCCUGCGUGCAGGCCUUCAGCCGAACUGUGCCCAUGUGGACGCCAGGCUGCGGGUCACAGAGGUGGUGUGUCAGCCACGUGAGGCGGACCUUUUACUACACAACCUACCGGCAGGUGUAUGCCACUGAGGCCCGGACACUGCUCAGGUGCUGCCCUGGGUGGACCCAGCGGCCUGGUGACCAGGGCUGCCUGUCCCCCGUCUGUACGUCUGGAAUCUGCUUCAAUGGUGGCCGCUGCCAGCCAGGCUCCACCCAGCUGUGCCUCUGUCCCCAAGGCUUCCGGGGUCCCCGCUGCCAGUAUGAUGUGGACGAAUGCCAGAUGCACAACGGCGGCUGCCAGCACAGGUGUGUGAACACCCCAGGCUCCUACCUCUGCGAGUGCAGGCCAGGCUUCCGGCUCCACACCGAUGGCAGGACCUGCCUGGCCAUCAACUCCUGCACCCUGGGCAAUGGCGGCUGCCAACAUGAAUGUAUUCAGCUCACAGCGACACGGCACCGCUGCCAGUGCCGGCCGGAGUACCAGCUCCAGGAGGAUGGGAAGCGCUGCGUCCGGAGAAGCCCGUGUGCCGACCGGAAUGGAGGUUGCAUGCACACAUGCCAGGUCCACAGGGGCCUCGCCCACUGCCAGUGCCAUGCUGGCUACCGGCUGGCUGAGGACCGCAAGGCUUGUGAAGAUGUGGAUGAAUGUGCCACCGGGCAGGCUCAGUGCGCCCACGGCUGCCUCAACACGCGAGGCUCCUUUAAGUGCGUGUGCCAUGCUGGUUAUGAGCUGGGCGCUGACGGGCGGCAGUGCUACCGUAUCGAGAUGGAGAUUGUCAACAGCUGUGAGGUCAAUAAUGGCGGCUGCUCCCAUGGCUGCAGCCACAGCAGCGCGGGGCCCCUCUGCACCUGUCCCCGAGGCUACGAGCUGGACACAGACCAGAAGACCUGCGUUGAUGUGGAUGACUGCGCAGACUCGCCGUGCUGCCAUCAGGUCUGCACCAACACCCCUGGUGGCUACGAAUGCAGCUGCUACGCGGGCUACCGGCUCAGCACUGACGGCUGCGGCUGUGAGGACGUGGACGAGUGUGCUGCUGGCCACGGUGGCUGUGAGCAUCACUGCACCAACCUGGCCGGCUCCUUCCAGUGCUCCUGUGCAUCUGGCUUCCGGCUGCUUGAAGACCGCAGGGGCUGUGCUCUGCUGGAAGAGCCGGUGGUGGACGUGGAAGGCCAGCUGCCGUUUGUGCGCCCCCUGCCCCACAUCGCGGUGCUGCGGGACGAGCUGACCCAGCUCUUUGAGGACGAGGAGGACGGCAUGGCUGAUGAGGAGGAGGCGGAGGCACGGGGAGAACAUACGCUGGCGGAGAAGUUUGUCUGCCUGGACGAUUCCUUCGGCCCAGACUGCAGCCUGACCUGUGAUGACUGCAGCAAUGGGGGGACCUGCCUGCCGGGCCUGGACGGCUGUGACUGCCCCGAAGGCUGGACUGGACUCAUCUGCAACCAGACGUGUCCUCCAGACACCUUUGGGAAGAACUGCAGCUCCUCCUGCAGCUGUCAGAAUGGCGGGACCUGUGACCCCAUGACAGGGGCCUGCCGCUGCCCCCCAGGUGUCAGUGGAACCCACUGUGAGGACGGCUGCCCCAAAGGCUUCUACGGCAAGCAGUGCCGGAAGAAGUGCCACUGUGCCAACCGAGGCCGGUGCCACCGUGUCUACGGGGCCUGCCUCUGUGACCCAGGGCUCUACGGCCGCUUCUGUCACCUCGCCUGUCCCCCAUGGGCCUUCGGACCUGGCUGCUCGGAAGAGUGUCGCUGUGUGCAGCGGAACACGCGGUCGUGCGACCGGAGGGACGGCAGCUGUGCCUGCAAGCCGGGCUUCCGAGGGGAGCGGUGCGAGCUCGAGUGCCAGCCGGGGUUUUUCGGGCCAGGCUGUCGGCAGGCAUGCACCUGCCCAACAGGUGUGGCCUGCAACGCUGAGAGCGGCGAGUGUCAGAAACAGUGUCCGGCUGGCUACCACGGCAAGGACUGUGACCAAGCGUGUCCAGAGGGGACAUUUGGUGUGAACUGCUCGGACUCCUGCUCCUGUGGGGGAGCCCCCUGCAACCGGGUCACGGGGCAAUGCCUGUGCCCUGCAGGGAGGACUGGGGACGACUGUGGGGCAGAGUGUCCUGAGGGCCGCUGGGGACUCGGCUGCCAGGAGAUCUGCCCUGCAUGUGACCACGGUGCCAGCUGUGACCCUGAGACAGGAGCCUGCCUGUGUCCGCCCGGCUAUGUAGGCAGCCGUUGCCAGGAUGUGUGCCCUGUGGGCUGGUAUGGACCCGGCUGCCAGGCCAGCUGCUCCUGUGCCAACGCAGGGCACUGCCACCCAGCCACCGGCCAGUGCAGCUGCGCCCCUGGGUGGAUGGGCCUUGACUGUCGCAGAGCCUGUGAUGGGGGACACUGGGGGCCCGACUGCAGGCACCCCUGUAACUGCAGUGCUGGUCGCGGGAGCUGCGAGGCUGCCAGUGGCCGCUGCCUGUGUGAGGCCGGCUACACGGGCCACCACUGCGAGCUCAGGUGUCCGCAGGGCCGCUUUGGGCCGGGCUGUGGACAGCGAUGCUGGUGCGAGCACGGCGCUGCCUGCGACCAUGUCAGCGGGGCCUGCACCUGCACAGCCGGCUGGAGGGGCACCUUCUGUGAGCGAGCCUGCCCGGCUGGCUUCUUUGGCGUGGACUGCCUCAGGGCCUGUGACUGUGCUGGUGGGGCCCCCUGCGACGCCGUGAACGGGACCUGUGUCUGCCCAGCGGGGCGACGGGGCCCCCGCUGUGAUCAGGCCUGCCCUACCCACACCUAUGGCCUUAACUGCAGCCAGGAGUGCACGUGUGCCAACGGGGCGACCUGUGACCCCGUGCUCGGGCGCUGCCACUGUGCCCCGGGCUGGAUGGGGCCCACCUGUGUGCAAGCCUGCCCUGUGGGUCUCUAUGGUGAGGGCUGCCAGCAUCCCUGCAUCUGCCAGAACGGAGGCACCUGCGACCCCGUGUCAGGCCGCUGCACCUGUCCUGAAGGCUGGGCCGGCUCAGCCUGUGAGCAGGAGUGUCUCCCUGGGCACUUCGGUGCCGGCUGCCAGCAUACCUGUGACUGCCUCAAUGGGGGGCUCUGUGACCCCCGAACGGGCGCCUGCCUCUGCCCAGCCGGCUGGGGUGGGGACAGGUGCCAGAGUCCUUGCCCGCCUGGCUGGUUUGGAGAGGCCUGUGCUCAGCGCUGCCACUGUCCACUGGGCACUGCCUGCCAUCAUGUCACCGGGGAGUGUGGCUGUCCCCCUGGCUUCACAGGGCUUGGCUGUGAGCAGGAGUGCCCACCUGGCACCUUUGGAGAGGGCUGUGCCCAGAGGUGCCAGUGUCCCAGUGAGACGCAGUCAUGCCACCCUGCCACAGGGGCCUGUGUGUGCACUGCUGGUUAUCAUGGCAGCGGCUGCAAGCAACGCUGCCCACCCGGGCGAUUCGGGCCAGGCUGUGAACAGCAGUGUGUGUGUCACAAUGGUGGCUCCUGUGACGCGGCCACCGGGGCCUGCCGCUGCCCUGCUGGCUUCCUGGGGACCGACUGUAACCUCACUUGCCCACAGGGCCGUUUUGGCCCUGGCUGUGCCCACGUGUGCGAUUGUGGGGAGGAACCGGCUUGUGACCCCGUGACGGGCGCCUGCUCCUGUCCCCCUGGGAGGACUGGUGUCCGCUGUGAGCACGGCUGCCCCAGGAACCAGUUUGGUGUGGGCUGCAGGGGUGUGUGUUCCUGCAGAAACGGGGGUCUGUGCCAUGCCUCCAACGGCAGCUGUGCCUGCAGCCUGGGCUGGACGGGGCCACACUGUGAGCAAGCCUGUCCACCUGGCCGCUACGGUGCCGCCUGCCACCUGGAGUGUGCCUGCCGCAACGGCGCAGCCUGUGAGCCUGCCACGGGGGCCUGCCGCUGCGGCCCUGGCUUCUACGGCCCGGCCUGCGAGCACCCCUGUCCCCCCGGCUUCCACGGGGCCGGCUGCCGGGGGAUGUGCCAGUGUCAGCAUGGAGCCCCCUGCCACCCCGUCACCGGGCAGUGCCUCUGCCCUGCUGGCUUCCAGGGCCAGUUCUGUCAGCGAGGCUGUGACCCAGGCUCUUUCGGGGAGGGCUGCGGGCAGCGAUGUGCCUGUGAGGGAGGAGCACCCUGUAACCCUGUCACCGGCCAAUGCCUUUGCCCUCCGGGGCGCACGGGAGCCACAUGUGACCUUGAAUGCAAAGAGGGGCGCUUUGGGCCUGGCUGCGCCCUGCGCUGUGAUUGUAGGGGUGGAGCUGACUGUGACCCCGUAACUGGACAGUGCCGCUGCAUAGAUGGCUACACGGGGCCCAGGUGUCAAGAAGGUGGGUCCCCCCAGCUCCUGGAGAGUCUGUCCACAGCCCUGGGCCCAGGUAAGAGGGUGAGGAACGCCCGUGUCACUGGUAAGCCUGGCACGUACCAGCAGGUGGCUUUAAGGCUGGAGGCCACGGGCCCCCCAUGGGGCGCAGCUACUCACCCAGCCUCCCACAGCCCUGCGUCCAGGCUCAACGGCAAGGUGGCAACAAACCAAUAG